Molecule: messenger RNA, 804 nt
Organism: Rhizophagus irregularis DAOM 181602=DAOM 197198
Lineage: Eukaryota; Fungi; Glomeromycota; Glomeromycetes; Glomerales; Glomeraceae
Source: RefSeq, a predicted model, not a curated record
AUGAAUCGUCAUGAAUCAUUUUAGCGUAAUGAAGUUAUUCCCACGAAACUCUUUAUAAAGGAUAUCGUUCCCAACGAUUUAAAAUUACCAAAAAGUUUGUUUAAAAAACUUCUUUUAAUAGGUAAAAAUUUUAAAAAUGAAUUUUGAUGAUUCUUUUCGUCGAAUGCGACGUACAUUCGACGACUUCUUUAAUGACCCGUGCUAUCGUAAACCUGCGAUUGAUGUUUAUAACAAGUCUGAUGAAUAUGUUUUGCACGCUGAUGUUCCGGGAAUACAAAAAUCUGAUGUUAAUGUUGAACUUGUAGGUGACAAUAACCUAGUCAUCGAAGGUGAAUUUAAACCAUAUAAAGGUUUCGAUAGAAAUAAAUUACUUGUGAAUGAACGUGAUUGUGGAAAAUUCCGUCGAGAGAUUUUUUUAUCUUGUGAUCUACAAGUUGAUAAGAUGUCUGCUGUGAUUGAAAAUGGAAUCUUGGAAGUUAGGCUUCCUAAAGCUCAACGAACCAGCUCUACCGGUAGAAAGAUCGAGAUCAAUUAAUUAUUAUGAGAGUGGUUUUCUAGAUGACACUUAUAGAAUAUGAAAUAUGUAAAUCAAUAGCAUAGCUGAUAGCUCUCAUUUAAUUUUACACAAAUUGGUCUAAAUAUUUGUUUACAAAUAAUUGAAUGUGUUAUUUUAAGAAUGUUUUCAACCAAUAAAUCCCUUGUAAUUUACCAUGUCCAGUUUAUGAUUUUUUAAUUCAAUAUCUAUAUUUGUCAUUGUUUAUUUUUUUUCGCCCUAAAACAUUCGAUCAGUGUUGACAAGCAUGG